This is a messenger RNA of Sycon ciliatum, 495 nucleotides long. RefSeq names its product protein SREK1IP1-like. Lineage: Eukaryota; Metazoa; Porifera; Calcarea; Leucosolenida; Sycettidae. Bases 1 to 495 code for a protein of 164 amino acids. The transcript has 2 exons. The record is from RefSeq and is a predicted model, not a curated record.
AUGUGGGCGUCGUGGCAUACCAAGUUCUUGGCUGUCGUGGACAAGCAUGCACCCAUCCGCUAUGUAUCCUCCAACCGCAAAUCCCAUCCGCCCUGGUCCGACAGAGAGCUCCACAAGCUCAACCAACGUAUAAACCAGCUACACCGACGGUGGCUACGCGAUAAGGGAAACCAGAAUCUUCACGUACAGUUCAAGCAAGCACGCUCAAGCGCCAGAAAUGCCUAUCGCCGAAAGCGCAAUGAUUUCUUCCGAGCGCAAUGUGCCGCGUCCAGUCAGAACCCGCGACGUUGUCAUGGCGCCACGUGUACCUUCCUUGAUGGAGUGAGGAAGGGCAGGCGGAAGAAGAAGAAGAAGAAGAAGAAGAAGAAGAAGAAGAAGAAGAAGAAGAAGAAGAAGAAGAAGAAGAAGAAGAAGAAGAAGAAGAAGAAGAAGAAGAAGAAGAAGAAGAAGAAGAAGCCAACACACCAUCUGGCUUUGCACUGUUUGCCAGCAUAA